Messenger RNA from Drosophila ficusphila, 3023 nucleotides. It is a transcript of the gene Ir93a, whose product is annotated as ionotropic receptor 93a. The transcript is spliced from 10 exons. Gene Ontology annotation, cellular component: membrane. The coding region runs from base 1 to 2607 and encodes 868 amino acids. The record is from RefSeq and is a predicted model, not a curated record. Gene Ontology annotation, molecular function: ligand-gated monoatomic ion channel activity. Lineage: Eukaryota; Metazoa; Arthropoda; Insecta; Diptera; Drosophilidae.
AUGACUUCGUGGGUUUCGCUCUUCAGUUACAAUCUGGAAAUCCUGGCGUCAUGCGUGCCAACGCAUCGCUGGGUGAGCUUGGAUUUGGCACGGUUCUACUCAGAAACUUACCAUUUAUAUUUAGCGGUUGUGGUGGAUCAUGAAUACAUGACAAUCCAUGGCCAAAAUGUAAUGUCCCAUUUUGAAAAGAUCCUGAGCGACAUAAUACGGGAGAAUCUGAGGAACGGUGGCAUAAAUGUCAAAUAUUUCACCUGGAACUCAGUGCGAUUAAAGAAAGAUUUCUUGGCUGCUAUAACGGUGACGGAUUGCGAAAACACUUGGAAAUUUUAUAAGAAUACCCAAGAAACUUCAAUUCUAUUAAUUGCCAUCACAGACUCCGAUUGUCCUCGAUUGCCCUUAAAUCGUGCUCUAAUGGUACCUAUAGUUGACCAUGGCGAUGAGUUUCCUCAAGUGAUUCUUGAUGCCAAGGUUCAGCAAAUUCUCAAUUGGAAGACGGCUGUGAUUUUUGUGGAUCAAACUAUAUUGGAUGAAAACUCGCUUCUAGUCAAAUCGAUUGUACAUGAAAGUACCACCAACCACAUCACUCCAAUCUCUCUGAUCCUCUACAAAAUCGAUGACUCCUUACGGGGUCAAGAGAAGCGAGCUGCUUUGCGACAAGCUCUAACCCAGUUUGCUCCUCCCAAACACGAAGAGAAGCGUCAGCAAUUCCUAGUGGUUUCCGCCUUCCACGAGGACAUCAUUGAAAUAGCAGAAACCCUGAAUAUGUUCCAUGUGGGCAACCAGUGGAUGUUCUUUGUCCUUGACAAGAUGCGUCGGGACUUUGACCCCGGUGCUGUGACCAUAAAUUUGGACGAGGGGGCGAACAUAGCCUUCGCUCUCAAUGAAACCCUGCCCAAUUGCCAGGACACGUUGAAUUGCACCAUCUCCGAAAUAAGUCUCGCUUUGGUGACCUCCAUUUCGAAGAUGACAGUCGAGGAGGAGUCAAUUUACGGCGAGAUCUCCGACGAGGAGUGGGAGUCCAUUCGCUUUACCAAGCAGGAGAAGCAAGCCGAAAUCCUGGAGUACAUGAAGGAUUUCCUAAAAGAAAACGCAAAGUGCUCCAGUUGCGCCAGAUGGCGCAUCGAAACAGCCAUUACUUGGGGCAAAAGCCAGGAGAACCGCAAGUUCCGAACAGCUCCAACACGCGAUGCAAAAAACCAAAACUUUGAGUUCGUCAACAUUGGCUACUGGAGUCCAUUACUGGGAUUCGUCUGCCAGGAACUAGCAUUUCCGCACAUCGAUCACCAUUUCCGCAACAUAACCAUGGAUAUUGUUACUGCACACAAUCCACCGUGGCAAAUUCUCAAAAAGAACAGCCAUGGGGUCAUCGUCGAGCACUCCGGAAUCGUCAUGGAAAUCAUCAAGGAGCUGAGUCGUGCCCUGAAUUUCAGCUACUACCUCCACGAAGCCACCUCGUGGAGGGAAGAAUACCCACUUAGCACGUCAACGAAUACAAAUGAAACCGACGAACUGGUGGGUUCCAUGACCUUUCGUAUACCCUACCGCGUGGUGGAGAUGGUGCAGGGCAACCAGUUCUUCAUCGCUGCCGUGGCAGCCACCGUGGAGGAUCCCGACCUUAAGCCUUUCAACUACACACUGCCCAUCAGUGUGCAAAAGUACUCCUUCAUCACUCGGAAGCCGGAUGAGGUGUCCCGCAUUUAUCUCUUCACAGCUCCGUUUACCACGGAGACCUGGUUCUGCCUGGUGGGCAUCAUCCUGCUCACGGCUCCCAUGCUGUAUGCCAUCAAUCGCCUGGCUCCUCUAAAAGAGAUGCAGAUUGUCGGCCUGUCCACCAUGCAAAGCUGCUUUUGGUACAUAUUUGGGGCUCUGCUUCAACAGGGUGGCAUGUACUUGCCGCGUGCAGAUAGUGGCCGCCUGGUGGUUGGUUUCUGGUGGAUCGUGGUGAUCGUGCUGGUGACCACCUACUGCGGCAACUUGGUCGCCUUUCUCACGUUCCCCAAGUUCCAGCCGGGCGUGGACUACCUCAGUCAGCUGGAGCGGCACAAGGACAUCUCGCAGUACGGCCUGCGCAACGGAACCUUCUUCGAGCGAUACGUGCAGUCGACAACCCGAGAGGAUUUUAAGCACUUCAUGACAAGGGCUAAGAUCUACGGGAGUGGCGAGGAAGAGGGCAUCGAAGCUGUGAAGCGGGGUGACCGAAUUAACAUCGACUGGCGGAUCAAUCUGCAACUGAUCGUGCAGCAGCACUUCGAGAGGGACAAGGAGUGCCGCUUCGCUUUGGGCAAGGAGAGCUUUGUGGACGAGCAGAUAGCUAUGAUUGUGCCAGCUCAAAGUGCCUAUCUGCACCUAAUAAACCGGCACAUCAAUAGCAUGUUCCGCAUGGGAUUCAUCGAAAGGUGGCACCAGAUGAACCUGCCCAACUCAGACAAGUGUAUCGGGAAGGGCGCGCAGCGGCAAGUUACUAAUCACAAGGUAAACAUGGACGACAUGCAGGGAUGCUUUUUAGUCCUGCUCCUCGGAUUCACGGGGGCCCUUUUAAUAGCCUGCUGCGAGUUCUGGUACCGACGUUUUCGCGCCAGUCGCAAACGCAGGGAGUUUACCAACUGACCUCUACCAAAUGUGUAGAAUAGUGGGUUUAAGUUUGCACAUCCAUUUGCAAUCGACUCUAAGUGCAACUUACUUAUUCACCUACAACAGAUCAUGAUUUUGCAGCGUAUGACUGUGUAUAAACAAACAUUUUUUGUACGCACUUUCGCUAAACUUUUUAGAAAAAUACAUAGAUACCUAACUUUCAGGGAAUAAACAAAUUAUCCUUAUAAUUGUAAAAACAAUUCACUAUGCCUUUGGUCAAGCUUAAAUGUCAAACCGUUACUCUUUUAAAUGCGAAUGUUAUAAAUAAAUUUGGAUCACUCCAAUGGAUUACUAAAAAGUCUGACUUUUCAGUCUCGAACUAGGGCUCAAAAUAAUAAGCAAGUAAACAAUUUGACCACGCUCUGAAUAAAAACGUCGAUAUAACGUGGAUU